This is a messenger RNA of Poeciliopsis prolifica (blackstripe livebearer), 1331 nucleotides long. RefSeq lists its product as uncharacterized. The record is from RefSeq and is a predicted model, not a curated record. Bases 361 to 966 code for a protein of 201 amino acids. The transcript has 6 exons. Lineage: Eukaryota; Metazoa; Chordata; Actinopteri; Cyprinodontiformes; Poeciliidae.
UCUGAAGGUUCUGACAGAGCCGGCUUUGUCCUGAGAGGCGUCGGUCGGGUCGGACUGACUCGCCCAGGAUUUGCAUGCUGCAGGAAACAGAAACAAACUCAUUUUCAUUUACAGCUGCAUGCUGGCGCACUUCUCUUAUAGGAACCAGAACCAUCAGAGUUCUGCUGGGCAGAACCCGACCCAAACGCUACGAUUCACAGCCUCUCUCCAGAACCUCGGGAUUAUUUCCAACAUGGUCGACAUCUUUAAGUAAUCUGCGUCAGAACACAGACUGAACUUCCUGGUUCUGGUCGAGAAGCUCAGUGCUCAACUUCCUGGUUCCUGUUGGGUUCAUUCCAGGGUUUGACCCAGGAAUCCUCCAUGGCGGCAGUGGGACCAGAUGCAACCGGGUCAUGGUUCCUGACACCAGGACUCUUCCUCCUCCUCAUCCUUCUCAUCCUCCUCUCCAUCUUCCUCACUGCUCUCUGCAGCGAUUGCAACAGUGGAUCAGAAGCUUUUCCUGAAAUCUGGCACCAGAACCACAAUAUGUCCAUCCAUGGGGUCAGGUCUGGAGCAGAGGUGAUCAUCUGUUUGGGUUUCAGAAACUCGUUUGAGCUCCAGGACUCAGAGACAGAGAAACGGCCGUCAGCUCUCAUCCGAGUGGUGAAGCUGGAGGAGGUGAAGGAGAACCCGAUGAUUGGAGAGAUCCAGAAGGACGAGAGAGAGUUUCGUCCUGGAGGAGGUCCAGCUGAGCCGGUCAGUUCCUCUGAGGGCCAACAGGGGGAGCUGCAGAGCCGCCCAGACUUGUAUGGCUCCGCCCCUCGAACCUGCGACCACGUCAGAGAUGGGCGGGGCGACGGAGGCGAGGCGCUGGGACCGUCAGCCAGUCGGCUGUCAACGCAGCUUCAUUACGUCACUCAGUCCGACGAGAGGAACGCUAUGGCAAGCCGUUUUAACAUAAAUUCGGUUCCGUCUGACUAUCCGUAAUUACGUUCCAGAUAUCUGAAAAUGUAUUUUGACUAGACAAAACUACAUUUUGACUAUCCGGAAUGGUAAUUUAAGAUAUCUGCAUUUACAUUCUGACUAGUAAGAAUAAUAAUUAAAGAUAUCUUCAAUUACAUUUUGACUAGUCAAAAUUCCUUUCAAGAUAUCUCAAAUGACGUCACCGGAUUCGUCAUUGGAAGGGUCAUACAUCCGGAUUUAUAAUUUAAGAUAUCUCGGACGUAAUCAUGACUAGUCAGAAUUACAAUUUUAGAUAUCUUAGGUAAGAGAUUGCGUGUAAGCCCCUCUUUAGCUGGACUGAGCUGUCCAAAUAAUUUGCCUGAAGUUCCAAUGGCGCUGGCAGUUUUAGA